Molecule: messenger RNA, 1947 nt
Organism: Malus domestica (apple)
Lineage: Eukaryota; Viridiplantae; Streptophyta; Magnoliopsida; Rosales; Rosaceae
Product: E3 ubiquitin-protein ligase RGLG2-like
Biological process (GO): protein ubiquitination
Cellular component (GO): nucleus
Molecular function (GO): ubiquitin-protein transferase activity
Source: RefSeq, a predicted model, not a curated record
GUAAACUACGAACGCAAGUGUCAAGCUGUCUCUCAAUAGACUCAAAGACUUUUACACUCUUGAGUCGCCAAGUUGCAAACUUGCAACAACGACAACAACAACAAGGCUUUGCCAAGUUACCACUUCACCCGUGGACUUCUCCGCCCUCUUGACUGACAACAUCAUCUUCAACUCAGAUAUGUUCCAAACCAUCAUCGUCAACUCGAAAAUACCUGUCUGAGAGUGUUUUUGUAGAAUAUAGAACUUAUGGGUGGGAAGAGUUCAAAACGUUCAACUUCAAGACAGCCUUCUUUUGGGUCUGGAUCACGUUCUUGGAGUCAUCAGAGUUAUCAAGAGGCACCAUAUGCACAACCACCAUUGAUACCAUCAUAUGCUCCGCCAAGCCAAGACUACCGGCACCAGCAGCAUUAUGCUCCUCCACCUCAAAGCCAUGGCAGUGCUUGGCCAACAGGCUCGAAUGUGGGGUCUGGUACCAAGUUUAGGAGAAUAAAUGAUGAUUACAAUAGCCUGGACCAGGUCACAGAUGCAUUGGUGCGUGCUGGUCUUGAGUCAUCCAAUCUUAUUGUUGGCAUUGAUUUCACAAAAAGCAACGAGUGGACAGGUGCAAGGUCAUUUCAUCGGAAAAGCUUGCAUCACAUUGGAGGAGAGCAAAAUCCUUACGAACAGGCAAUUGCAAUUAUAGGGAAAACAUUGUCUUCCUUUGAUGAAGAUAACUUGAUUCCCUGUUUUGGAUUUGGAGAUGCAUCAACCCAUGACCAAGAAGUUUUCAGUUUCUACCCGGACGAGGGAUCUUAUUGCAAUGGAUUUGAAGAAGUAUUGAGACGAUAUAGAGAAAUAGUCCCUCAGCUACGACUGGCCGGGCCGACAUCCUUUGCCCCUAUUAUUGAAAUGGGCAUCACUAUUGUUGAGCAAAGCGGUGGUCAGUACCAUGUAUUGGUGAUCAUAGCCGAUGGGCAGGUGACCAGAAGUGUUGAUACUGGACGUGGCCAGUUAAGCCCACAGGAAAGGAAAACCGUUGAAGCAAUUGUGAAAGCAAGCGAGUACUCCUUAUCAAUUAUACUAGUCGGUGUUGGAGAUGGGCCGUGGGAUAUGAUGAAGGAAUUUGAUGACAACAUCCCCGCCCGGGCCUUUGAUAACUUUCAGUUUGUGAAUUUUACAGAAAUUAUGGCAAAGAAUAUGGAUCGUUCGAGAAAAGAAGCUGAGUUUGCUCUUGCAGCACUGAUGGAAAUACCCUCUCAGUAUAAAGCAACGCUAGAGCUUAAUAUUUUAGGUGCUACAAGAGGGAAGGCUACAGAUAGGAUACCUCUGCCCCCACCUCAUUACGGUUCAUCUCCUUUUAGCUCCCCAAAAACUUCACGAUCAAGUAGUUUUCGUCCAAGUGCACCUUCCAAGCAACGUGAUGAGUUCGUUAGCACAGCAAGUCCUACCGGUUCAGCUUCUGACAAUCAUGCGUGUCCCAUUUGCCUAACCGAUCCGAAGAAUAUGGCAUUUGGUUGUGGGCAUCAGACAUGCUGUGACUGUGGACAAGAUCUCGACUUAUGUCCCAUUUGCAGAACCAGCAUCCACACCCGAAUAAAGCUCUAUUAGGUGUUAAUCUAUGUGAAAUUUGGACUGCUGCAACUUCAACUCCAAGAUCAUUUCAAUUCGUUGCAAUCGUCUUUCAUCAAAAGGAACCGAGUCCCUUGUAGAUAUCUUCCCUUUUCCUGGAUGAAGGACGUCUACGUUUGGAGGUCAUGGUCGUACUUGGACACUCGUGGUUAGAAUCGCUGCUACUGCUAGUUCUGUGUUUGUUUGAAUUUUUGUUUCUUGUCGUUGUUUUCGCGUCUACUUAUUUCUACUUUGGUCCAAUUAAAUUCAUCAUAUAAAUGGUUGUACGCCUUAUGUAUGUACACAAGACAUACUUUAUAUAAUCGGUCAGUAAAGCUCACCUUCUGGCUCAUCUGCAAA